AUGAAAUCUCUUCUUACCCUCGCUCUUUGGUUCAGCAGCGUUCAUGCUGUUGCCAUCUCCCAACCGCAGAAGGCAGCUCAAGCUAAAGCUUACGAGGGAACUUUGCAAUUCUUGAGCCUCAGAGCAUCAGCUCCCAUCGGCAGUGCCAUCAACCGUGACAACUGGAAAGUUACUUGUGACAGCCAGCAACCGGGCAACGAGUGUUCCAAGGCCAUCGAUGGCGAUCGCGAUACAUUCUGGCACACCACCUGGGGCUCCAGCGACCCAAAGCCUCCUCAUACCUACACCAUCGACAUGAAGUCCACCCAGAAUGUCAACGGUAUUUCGAUGUUGCCUCGUCAAGAUGGAAGUCCCAACGGCUGGUUCGGUCGUCAUAACGUGUUUCUCAGCACAGAUGGGAAGAAUUGGGGUAGCGCUGUUGCAACUGGCACUUGGUAUGCGGAUAAUACCGAGAAAUACUCCAAUUUCGAGACUCGACCUGCUCGCUACGUACGUCUUGUAGCCGUCGCUGAAGCAAACAACCAGCCUUGGACCAGUAUCGCCGAGAUCAACGUCUUCAAGGCUGAUUCUUAUACCAAGCCUCAGACUGGUAUCGGCAGUUGGGGACCGACACUCGAUUUCCCGAUUGUUCCUGUAGCUGCUGCAAUUGAGCCAACAUCUGGAAAGGUCCUUGUUUGGUCUUCCUACCGCAACGAUGCCUUCGGAGGGUCUCCCGGUGGCGUUACUUUGACCUCGACAUGGGAUCCAUCUACAAAUGUUAUCUCUCAGCGUACUGUGACAGUCACCAAGCACGAUAUGUUUUGCCCUGGUAUCUCAUUGGAUGGGACUGGGCAAAUCGUAGUCACUGGUGGCAAUGAUGCUCAGAAGACCAGCCUCUAUGAUUCCUCUAGCGAUGAUUGGAUCCCAGGUCCUGAUAUGCAGGUUGCUCGUGGCUAUCAGUCAUCAGCUACUUUGUCGAAUGGUCGCGUCUUCACAAUUGGUGGCUCUUGGAGCGGAGGUGAAUUUGAGAAGAAUGGCGAAGUCUAUGACCCAUCUUCCAAAACAUGGACAUCGUUGCCUGGAGCCCUUGUCAAGCCAAUGCUGACGGCCGACAAGCAAGGCAUCUACCGUGCUGAUAACCAUGGAUGGCUAUUCGGGUGGAAGAAGGGAUCGGUAUUCCAAGCCGGACCAAGCACUGCCAUGAAUUGGUAUUUUACCAGUGGGAAAGGUGAUGUUAAGUCAGCUGGUAACCGUCAAUCUGAUCGUGGGACUGCUCCAGAUGCUAUGUGCGGAAAUUCGGUCAUGUAUGACGCAGUCAAAGGCAAGAUUCUCACUUUUGGGGGCUCGCCAGACUAUCAAGAUGCGGACGCCACUACCAAUGCUCAUAUCAUCACGAUCGAUGAGCCUGGAAAGACUCCCAAGACUGUCUUUGCUAGUAACGGCUUGUAUUAUGCUCGCACGUUCCAUACAUCAGUUGUCCUUCCUGAUGGAUCCGUUUUUAUCACUGGUGGUCAGCAGCAUGGUGUUCCGUUUGCCGACACAACCCCCCAGCUUACACCAGAGCUCUACGUACCCGAUGCGGACACCUUUUACAAGCAGCAACCAAACUCUAUCGUUCGAGUUUAUCACAGCAUUUCUCUACUGCUGCCUGAUGGUAGGGUAUUCAAUGGUGGGGGCGGUCUUUGCGGCGAUUGUACUACCAACCACUUUGAUGCCCAGAUCUUUACGCCAAACUAUCUUUACAAUAAGGACGGCACCCUUGCGACACGUCCCAAGAUCACCAAAGUAUCUACUAAGAGCGUCAAAGUUGGCGGAAAGGUUACGAUUUCAACAAAUGGUACUGUCAAGCAGGCGUCGCUAGUACGAUACAGCACAGCAACCCAUACCGUUAAUACCGACCAGCGUCGCGUCCCCCUAUCGUUGACCAACACUGGAGGAAACAACUACUCAUUCCAACUUCCGAACGACUCUGGAAUUGUUUUGCCUGGUUAUUGGAUGUUAUUUGUGAUGGACUCGGCAGGUGUCCCAAGUGUUGCAAGCACUCUCUUUGUUACUCAAUAA
Messenger RNA from Fusarium sp. VM40, 2040 nucleotides. The record is from the annotation of a GenBank genome assembly. NCBI's taxonomy places the organism in Eukaryota, Fungi, Ascomycota, Sordariomycetes, Hypocreales, Nectriaceae.